This is a messenger RNA of Malaya genurostris, 3817 nucleotides long. Its product is annotated as sodium channel protein Nach-like. Bases 1 to 1278 code for a protein of 425 amino acids. Gene Ontology annotation, cellular component: membrane. Gene Ontology annotation, molecular function: ligand-gated sodium channel activity. The transcript has 8 exons. Lineage: Eukaryota; Metazoa; Arthropoda; Insecta; Diptera; Culicidae. The record is from RefSeq and is a predicted model, not a curated record. Gene Ontology annotation, biological process: sodium ion transmembrane transport.
AUGAAGUUACUUCAUACCUGUGCCGAGGAAUCUUCGGUGCAUGGUUUGCAUCAUUUAGUUGCGAAAAAUCGACAUUGGCUGGAGAGAUUGUUUUGGACGGUGAUUAUUAUUUGUUCGCUUUACUCCUCCUAUGCCAUUUGCCUAACCACGUGGGAAAGGUACCAGAAGCACCCGAUCGUACUAACUCUGCAAACUGAUUACCGCAAUUGGAUCUAUCGGCCACCGGCAGUGACGAUCUGCCCUUCAUAUAUCAAUGAACUUCAAUCGAAAGAAAUGAUUCAUAGGUUGUGGAACAUUACAGAAAUACAUGCGAAGUUCAAUUAUUACAAUCAGUAUUUACACACCAUUGCAAACGCCACAUAUAACAAUUUAGUUUCUUUUGUACCAUUUGAAGGCGAUGCAAGUCUAGAUAAUGUAGAUAUGCUGGAAGCCGCUUGGACCGUGAGACGUUUGGAAUUUUUACCAUCGUCAUACUUUCAACCUGUUAUUACGGAAAUGGGAAUGUGCUUUAGCUCAUCAAAUUUUUCAUAUUUACAAAAUGCUAGCAGCACAGUGAAUUAUAGAAACAGAACAUGGCCGAAUAGUUGUUCUUCGUUUGAUUACUGCAAAUCGACGGUAGUUGUAAGCGCAUAUGGCAAAGCACGAAUAAAUCUGUAUGUUCACACAGAAGAUGAAGUAAUGACAGCUACUGAUACUAUUAGUAGUGAAAUGGGAGGUAAUGAACAAGUGAAGAUAGCGUUAUGGGUAGAUCAAAUAGUUGCUUCCAGUAAUCUAAAGCACAUCUCUCCAGUACGCCGCAAAUGUAUCUAUCAGCAUGAAACUUCGUCGAAUUUUAGGGUACAUACACCUCAAUUGUGUAAAAUCGAUUGCCGGAUAAAGAAAGCGCUAAAAAUAUGUAAUUGCAUUCCCUUUUUCUAUAAUAUUGCCCAUCUAGUCAAAUGUAACGCGUCUGGAAUGGUUUGUUUAUCUAGAAAAUUUCAUAACUGGUAUGAUGCCAGCUGUCCUUGCAUGGAACAAUGUGAAUCCACAAAGUUCACUCAACUAUCGAUUAGCAUUCUGAAAAUUUUGCAACUAAACAAUCAAUUAUCGGUGGAGAUGUUUUUCCCAAAAAGACGUAUAAAACGAAGUGUUCUUUUCAAUUUGAGUGACCUUGUAGUAUCGUUUGGUGGUGCAGCCGCUUUAUUUCUUGGAAGCAGUUUUCUCAGUGCUGUGGAAUUUUUAUACUUUUUCCUUGAAUAUAUAGGCAUCACUAUUGGUCAGUUUUUAAGUAAACAUUAAUUAUAUGAUUCAUUUCGCUAACAGAAACUUUGGUUAGCUGUUGGGAAAUAAAUUUUUAGAUUCAUUUCCCUUCUUUACACCAUGCAUAGCAUCGGCAUUUUUUACCCAAUCAUUCUUAACAACUCAUAACACCAUAAUCAGAAGUUUGAUCCGAAUAAAAUUUAUUCGAUUUAUAUAGAAGUUAAACCAAAGAACUUUUAUCGCUUGCUUUUGGGACCUUCGCCACUCAAUAUCGGAAAUCAAUGUGACACCGAUUGUUAAUCAAUCAUCAAGGUAUAAGAAUCGAAGCUUUUGGAGGUAAAUUUGAAUUUUCUUUUUUAUUCUUCGAUUGUAUAUGUCUUCACCAUAAGUUCAUUCGUCUUCUGGAUCACAAAAAAUUUCUUACUUUAUGGGUUGGGAACUGGAGCCAAUUUGUUCUGAUUAUUGGAGCCAUUACCCAUGUUUUUGUUUUUUGCCUUUCUCAUAUAGGAAGGUUAUGCAAUCACUGUGAAAACCGACUUUUGAACCGAGGUCCGGAGGGUACUAUUCGUCAUAUACCAUUCGACUCAGUUCGUUGAGUACGCAAAAUGUAUGUGUGUAUGUGACGUAUUUUUGUACUAACUUUUCUCGGAGAUGGCUGAACCGAUUUCCACAAACCUAUAUUCAAAUGAAAGGUCUUGUGGUCCCAUACAAAAUUCCCGAAUAUUAUUUUGAUCCGACUUCCGGUUCCAGAAUUAUGGGGUAAAAAGUGCAAAAAAUUGUGAAAAUAAGUGCACCAACUUUUUUCGGAGAUUGUUGAACCGAUUUUCACAAACUUAUGUUCAAAUGAAAGGUCUUGUGGUCCCAUACUAAAUUCCUGAGUUUCAUUUUAAUCUGACUUCUGGUUUCGGAGUUAUGGAGUAAAAUGUGCAUAAAAAAUGAAAAUAUGUUUUCCAGAUUUUCUCAUAGAUGGCGCGACCGAUUUUCACAAACUUAGGUUCAAAUGAAAAGUCCUGUGGUCCUAUAUGGAAUUCUUAAAAUUCAUCCAAAUCCGACUUCCGGAUCCGGAAAUGUAGGGUAAAGUGUGUUACAAAUUUUAUACCAUCACUGAAAAGGGCGAAAAAUCGUAAAACAUUUUCAAAAUCGACAUCAAAUCUUCUCCUGGUGGAUUAAAACAGGGUUUUUUCUUCAAACCGAUCACAUACGUUGACUCGUAACUUUGGAAUUGGACAUUGGAUCCAAUGUGAACGAAUUAUUACAAACCUCAAAGGCAGAGCAAACUUUCAUUUGAACAUAUAGUUGUGAAAAUUGUGUGUGAUGACCGAUGUGAGUUGAAUUUAUAACGCUGAAGAUCGCUGCUUAUAACACUGAAGAUGAUUGAUGAUGAAAAAGAUCAAUGCGCUAUAAUGAAUCAUACCGAAGGUCGGUGGCCCGAAAGACAAUAGCUUCAGGCGAGCACUUCAGUUAUUUUACCAUAUUGAAGUACUCGUACUGUCAGAGCUACAACGAUAAUGAGGAAGAGAUCAGAGAAUAAGCGUUGGUUCUGGAGAAUUUCUAUGGUUAGGAAUUCUUUGUCUGUGUAGUCUAGAUCCACCAACGAGGACUAGACGAGUAUAUCGCGACAUAGCACAAGCUAGGAUCGUUGAGGCGCCAAUGAAGCGGAGCCAUCCUUCAAUCACGAAUAUACCUGUAUCGGGAGAAUUCACACCGCAAGGAAGAUCUCCGUUACUGUGGGCUAGAUCAUCGGUCGGGAACAAAUUGAGAAGUUUCCAUAGAACCUGUUUUGAGUCGUAUAGGUGCUAGCGAACCGGAAGCCAUGUUCGACGUACCUAUUAGGAUCGUCGGAGCGCCAGUGAACAGGAAGCCAUACUUUUCCGGAAAUCACUUAACUGGCCUCGGUAUCUCUCUGGACGAUGAUGUGUUUCGGAAGCACCGGUUUCGGGAGAAGCAUCAUCAGGCAUUUCUCCGUUGGUGUAGACUUAAUCCGAAACUUGAGUAUGUAGUCAUACUUAAAUCUUGGGUCUUCGAGACGCCAGCGAACCGAAAGCCAUGCUCAACUAUCAGAGAUAUAUAUACAACUAGGAAUCACUGGACCAACCUCCGCACCUAACUGGUCAAUCUCUCGAAGAAAUGCGAAACCUAUAAUUAAAGAAAAAGUACAUGUACAUAUCCCCGGGUCUUACACACCAGUAGUCGUAGGUUUGAGUCUUGACCUGAAAAGAUUCUUAGAGUUCUUAAACUCGUAGCACUAGCCAUGUAAUGGAUCUGUACGCUAAGCAAAGGUUGCGAAGUUUGUUGAAACAAAUGGUCGAAUAUCACAAAAGUAAUAACAAUGUAAUGCAAAAACUUUGCUUGCAUGUGCGUAGUUUCUUCGAAGUAUAUUUUCACUUUCGAAUAAAAUCACGCUGGUCGAAUCGUCAUAAUUCACCUGUACAUUAAGAAUCGGUUGCUGAAACUGAAGAUUGAAUCACAUAUCGUAUAUAGGACCAAGAUUGAGCAUUUACUGUUAAAAUGGAAGGGAUGAAUGGUUUUCAGAUAGUGUUUUAGUUCAUUGAGCUUUUAAGUUUUUGAUAUUUUUUCA